Molecule: messenger RNA, 900 nt
Organism: Striga hermonthica
Lineage: Eukaryota; Viridiplantae; Streptophyta; Magnoliopsida; Lamiales; Orobanchaceae
Source: the annotation of a GenBank genome assembly
AUGGCGAAAAGCAGAUCAGUCACCGUGUCAGCCCUGCAAUUCGCUUGCACUGACGACGUCUCCACCAACAUCGACACGGCCGAAAGAUUGGUUCGAGCAGCUCAUAAGAAAGGGGCAAAUAUCAUUCUUAUUCAGGAAUUAUUUGAGGGUUAUUACUUUUGCCAAGCACAAAGGGAAGACUAUUUCCAGCGAGCUAAACCCCGUAAUGAACACCCCACUAUAUUGAGGAUGCAGAAUCUGGCCAAGGAAUUGGGAGUAGUGAUACCAGUUAGCUUCUUUGAGGAAGCAAACAAUGCACAUUAUAACUCGAUAGUUGUUAUUGAUGCUGAUGGGACUGAUCUUGGACUUUACAGAAAAUCACAUAUUCCAGAUGGGCCAGGCUACCAGGAGAAAUUUUACUUCAAUCCAGGCGACACUGGUUUUAAGGUGUUCCAGACCAAGUAUGCCAAAAUUGGAGUAGGUAUAUGCUGGGAUCAGUGGUUUCCAGAGGCGGCUCGAGCCAUGGUACUUCAAGGUGCAGAAAUAUUGUUUUAUCCGACUGCUAUUGGUUCUGAACCUCAAGAUGAUGGCUUAGAUUCUCGGGACCACUGGAAACGGGUGAUGCAGGGCCAUGCUGGUGCUAAUUUGGCGCCUUUAGUAGCUUCAAACCGCAUUGGUAAGGAGAUUAUAGAGACGGAGCAUGGCAAAAGCGAGAUAACUUUUUAUGGGAAUUCAUUCAUAGCAGGGCCUACCGGUGAAUUAAUCGCUGAAGCCAACGAUACAGAAGAAACCGUUCUUAUUGCACAAUUUGAUUUGGACAAAAUAAAAUCUAAGAGAAGUAGUUGGGGGAUUUUUCGCGAUCGUCGGCCGGAUUUAUACAAGGUGCUCUUGACUUUAGAUGGCAGCAAUAUUUCCUGUUGA